AAUAAAUAUAAACAUUACACACGUAAUGAAAACGACAAUAACAGAGGCCAAAACGACACUUCCAGUCUGAACUUCACGCAUUGUGCAAUUCCCCUCCCAAAAUUCCCCUUUCUCUCCGAUUCCUCAAUUUUCCUUCCAACGAUUCCUUCUCAGUUUCCGUUGGUUCCAGAAUCCAGAUCUGAAAGAACGUGAUUCGUUGUUUGCGUUUGGGGUUAAACGCAACAACCUUGAUUUGGGUUUUGAAAACCGUUUUUAAGGCAAUUGGGGUCUUGAAUUUUGAUUAAUUUUAUGUAAUGAAGAGUGUCGCGGCUUUGAUUAUUGAUUUAUGUAACUGGGUUGAUGUGAGUGGAAAAAGUUUAAGUUUUUAGAAUUGGGUUUUUGAAUUUUUUAUUUUGAUUUGGGAAUUUAGGGAUUAGGUUUAGUUUGUGAGGGUUUUUUGUUUUGUUUUGGGUAGGAGUCAUGUUCUAUGGUGCAGUGGUAUGGGAUCCUUGGCUUAUUGUUGCUCAAAUUGUUUGUCUUCAAUGUAUGUAUUAUAUCACCCUUGGAUUGCUGUUAACCGUUUUUGUUGGCACUCGUGUUUCUCGAUUGAGCCUUGUGUAUUUCUUUGACUAUGUUACCGUUUCUACCUCUACCGUUACUGGUUGGUGUGUUGCUGCUUCGUUUCUGCUCAGCUCAGCUGCAGGGGCUGUGUAUAUGCUUUAUUUGAUUGAACGAUCAAAGAAGUGCUUGGAUUUUUCAGCCACUCUCUAUAUCAUCCAUCUUUUCAUAUGUAUUGUGUAUGGUGGCUGGCCCUCUUCUAUUACAUGGUGGAUUGUGAAUGGCACUGGAAUUGCUGUAAUGGCUUUGCUAGGUGAAUAUCUGUGUAUGAAACGUGAACUCCAGGAGAUAAAAAUACCACGAUAUCGUUCAAAUGUUUGAUUGACAGAGAGAAGUACCUCGAGUCUUGAAUUUGAGAAAGGAGUUGUACUGCAGUAUGAUAACAUCUUUUACUUCUAUAUAUCGGAUGAUCUCGAAGAUAAAGCCCAUGUAGCGCAUAGUUGUUCUAUUAUGCCAUUGAAAGAGCUUCAUUUACUUUUCUAUUCUUUAGCUGCAAUAGAGUUUAAACAUAGAUAACAAGACAGAGAUUAGGUACAUAAUUUCCAGGAAGUUCCGAAAGUGUUAUGUAGGUUAUUCUCAUUCUAUUUUGUUUUUUGUCUCCUAUAGCGAUGUCGGUUAAAGUUGAUUGAGCUUCUAUUCUUUUUACCCUCUUUGUGAGUUCAGUUAUUGGAUCUAUUUGAUUUCUUGGAAAUAUAUAUUAGUUUUGUGCCAUUACUGAUUUACUACUGUUAAAAGGGUUGUUGUAUCAGAUUGGAUAAUGAAUCUCAAUAAAAUUUGCAUUUUAA
This is a messenger RNA of Vicia villosa (hairy vetch), 1382 nucleotides long. RefSeq lists its product as uncharacterized. The transcript has 4 exons. Bases 460 to 918 code for a protein of 152 amino acids. Gene Ontology annotation, biological process: protein localization to Golgi apparatus; Golgi to endosome transport; Golgi to plasma membrane protein transport. Gene Ontology annotation, cellular component: Golgi membrane; trans-Golgi network. The record is from RefSeq and is a predicted model, not a curated record. NCBI's taxonomy places the organism in Eukaryota, Viridiplantae, Streptophyta, Magnoliopsida, Fabales, Fabaceae.